CAGGAACUCAAUUAUGUUCUUUGUGAGCGCUAGAAUUCUUAGAAUAAAAGGUAGUUUCAUGAUUAGGAUUAGUGUAUUAGUGGUUUCUAAAGUCCUCAGAGGCGAGCACCACGUCCUCCUUGGGGCGCUUCGCCUGCGUUCGUCUCGACACCUUGCGUGAAGAGUCAGCAACGGCACUCUAUCCUAUCCUACCCUUCGAAAUAACUUCUUUCUGCGU
Messenger RNA from Amoebophrya sp. A25, 217 nucleotides. The record is from the annotation of a GenBank genome assembly. Lineage: Eukaryota; Dinophyceae; Syndiniales; Amoebophryaceae.